Molecule: messenger RNA, 7419 nt
Organism: Diachasmimorpha longicaudata
Lineage: Eukaryota; Metazoa; Arthropoda; Insecta; Hymenoptera; Braconidae
Product: hydrocephalus-inducing protein homolog
Exons: 7
Coding region: 103-7278 (2391 amino acids)
Biological process (GO): cilium movement; axonemal central apparatus assembly
Cellular component (GO): axoneme
Source: RefSeq, a predicted model, not a curated record
AAAACUACUCUGAAUUUUGGAGACGUCAUCAUUGGAACCUGUAGAGUCCUGAAUUUCGAAAUCCAAAAUAAUGGAAUUGUCGACUGUAAAUGGCGAAUUAUAAUGUACUCUGAAGCUCAGCCAACGUAUUUCCCUUUUAGUUUGUCUGACACAAGCGGUACUUAUUCUCCUGGCGAGUCUGGGGUCAUUUCUAGUUAUUUCAAACCAACGAGAGGAGGAAGUUAUAAAGUGGAAAUUAUUUUCGAGAUUGACGACGGAAAGAGGGAGAGUUUGAAGCUGCUGGGUCGUGGUAUCGAACAGAAAGUGAGAAUCAGCGAAUCGAGAAUCAUAUUUGCACCUGGAGUUCCGGGGGCUACGCGUCAAGAAAAGGAAUUCAGUAUUAAAAGUUUAUCGAAGAGUCCUUUGGAGUUUGCGUGGCAGCAUCUGAAUGAAGUGGGGAUAGUGGAGGAGAGAAUUAUGGGGGUUUUGAUCCAUUAUUAUGGAAGCAAGGAGAUUCUGUUGCCUGUGAGGCAAUUGGGGGCUGGUCUGCCCAAGAAAAUCUAUGAAUUUUAUGAAGAAUUGAUCGGAGAAAUGAAAUCGUAUUUUUCAAUAAAUGUUGGAGAUGAAUUAGAGGAUUCAACUAAAUUGCAUAAUUACAUUGAUAUACUGCACCAGGAUUCGGAGUUUCCAAAAAAUAUGAAAGAUCCUGUUGCAGCGAUUUUUGCGGAAUUGAAUUCGCCUACUGAAAAUCCUGAAGUAGAUAAGAAAGUGGAUGUUUCGAAUGAUAUGCGUUCCAUCAUUUUUUAUGGAGCUCCUUUCACGAAGUAUCAAGAAACAGCAUGCAAAACUGCCAGAAAACUUGAUAUUCCCCUUCUAAAUCUUGAUUCUGCAAUGACGGAAGUCAUUGCAACAGGAGAAUCUCCAGCUUCUUCAACCGUUAGGCAGUUAAUUAAUGAAAGAUAUCAAGAGCUAUUGACAGAUGCUCAGAAAUUAAUUCAAGAUGAUGAUUUGAUAUCAAGGAGAGACACCUCUGAACGAAUUUUGAAUUCUGACGAAAAUGAUGAUUAUCUGAAAGGAAAUGUUGAUUACACUUUUUUUCAUCCUCCCGAUCCUCUAAUUUCUUUCAGGAAAAUUCCAGGCCCAGAAGACUUAGAAAUAUUAGACCUUUUGAGUCAAUAUGAGUACAAAAUUGAAGCUUUGAGUCUAUUGGAAAAGAUCCUGGGGAAUUCCGAGGAAGUCAUGAAGGGAAAGUUAAAUGUGAAGGGAGUUGAAAAAAUGUCAAAAAUGAUAAAAACAUCACAGAAAAACACACUGGCGAACAUUGAAGUCGAUUCAUUUGCUGAUAUAUUGAAAGAAGUUCUAAUGAAAGAAGAAUUAAAGGAUGGAUUCGUUCUCCAAACCUUAAACAACGUCUUCAUAGAAGACCAUUCACCUACUUUUUCAAAAAUUCUAGAAUCAAUUCCCCCAGAAUCCAUCGCAUUCAUAAAUUUUCAUAAUUCUCUGGAAACUUAUCAACGAAAAGUUAGUGAAAAGUUAAAUCAAAUCGCAAAAGAAGAGCACGAAAAAUUAUUAUUAAAACUCAAAGUAAUGGAUGAAAUGUCUCUAUCGGAGUUUGAAAAACUUUCCGAGGAUGAUAAGAAUCUAUUCUUUGAGAAAAUUCAGAGACCGAGGAUCGAAGAAGCUAGAGAAAGGCGUGAGAAGUUUAAGAAGAAAAUAUCAAAGCCAAAAGUUGAAGAAGUUCUCGAAUCUUCUUCUUUUUCAACUGAAGACAAACAAUCUUUGCCAUUACCAGUAUCAGCUAUAACCGAAAAUCUUGGAAAAUCCUUAAAAAAGAAAGGUCAAGUGACAAUGAAAGGUAAACAAUCGAGUGCCGAUGCCAGGAACGAUCAAAAGGAACCGAAGAUUGGAAACAUAAAAGCGAACGGCCAACAACAAGAGAAAGUAGAAAAUCCACGGAGUGAUCAAGCGAUCGCUGAAGCUAUGGAGCUUUACAACAGGAAUUUUAACACGAUUAAAUCAAUGAUCGAUGAUCGAUCGAAGACUUGGGUCGCUGCCUUCGCGGAUCCAUGGUGUCCAACAAGCUAUGAUUUCAUAGUUGACCGAAUUGUUGAGAGCAGGCCCAAAAAGGAUAUUAAAUCAACAGAAACAAAAAAAUCAAUCCCUCAAAUUGCAGAAAAUAUAUAUUCCAUCUAUAGUUACAACAAAGAUAAACCAUUCUUCCCAGCUUUGCCCAACGAAGUUCCAUUCCAGAUUGGAAACAUUCAAGAGGCUCCUGGAGGAACUAUGAAUGCUCGAACGAUUUUGGACGCAGGUGAAGUAAAACGUUUCAAAGUAGUUUUUCAGCCUCAAGAAAUUGGAGACUUCCAUCAAGAGUUUCUGCUGAAUGUCAUUGGAAAUCAUCACAAAGUGUAUCGCAUCAGUUUAUCUGGAAUUGCUGAUAUUCCUCGCUUUACGAUGGACCCGAAAUCUAUCUUUACAAGAAUUAAAGAAACAAAGAUCGAUGAAAUUCAUGAUCCAACAUUUUUCGUAGACACAAAAACCUUCGAUUUUGGAUUUUUAUUAACUCCAGAGAAACACCUGAAAGAAGCAAGAGUUCAUCACAAGAUUGCGAAAUUCAAUUUUUCCAAUUCUUCGCUGAUAAAUGCCGACGUUCAUUAUUCAUUGCUGAAUGAACAUUCCAAAGGAUUCUCCCUUAAUAAAUCUUCAGCUUCCGUUCCUCCGGACGAGAACGAGGUCCUUACUAUCAUAGCCACAGCUCCUCAGCUGGGUCCAAAUACUGAUAAACUUCUGAUAAAAAUUAUAAAUAACACCCAAGUUGAAGAAAUAAUGUUAAAAUCCUCUGGAUGUCAGUUAAAUAUCGAAGUUCAGGGAAAAGUCCUGGACUUUGGGAGAAUUUUAUUGUACAGAAAAGACUGCAGAAGAGUGACAUUAAAAAAUAAAACUCCAAUUCGUGUAUUUUGGAGGAUCUUGGAAAUUAUCGAUGAAAAUGGAAUUAACCCUCAAAUAUCUUAUUCAUCGUCUUCCGGAGUCAUCGAACCACUAAAUGAAACUCAUUUUGAUAUUUAUUUUCACGGACAACUGGUUGGGACCAUCGUCAAGGAAACAAUACGCGUGGGAAUAUUUUUAUUUGAAAAUGAUGAGGAGUCAUUAUUGACGGAAGAUAUAAAUAUUUCAGCUGAAGUUUACGACGUUUCUGUAGACGUCAACGAUGCAAAUCCGAUUGAUCUAAAAACUGUGAAAAUAGGAGAGCGAACGUCCGAAGGUUUUUCGUUGAAGAAUCAAGGACAGUACGAUAUAAAUUUCGUCCUGCAACUAGAAAAAUUCAAAAAACUUCCAGGACUCGAUAAAAAAUUAUUUAAAAAUUUCAAAGAUUAUCUAAAGAUAAAUCCUCUUGCUGGAACUCUAGGUCGAAACAAAUUAACAUCAAUUAAUCUCGAUUUCAUCCCUAAAAUGGAAAUGAAAUUGAAAAACCUCCCGAUUAUUAAAUGCAACCUGUUCGAUACUUCGAAAGAUGCGACAUUAAUUGCGGAAAUUCCUUUAACAAUUACAAUUACCGCCCAGUACUCGAAAUUCACAAUCGAGCCCUAUCCAGAAUUAUUUGGCGGUUCGAUUCCCAUCUUGACCCAUAAAAAUGUCUAUUUCACGAUCAGAAAUGUCGGAAUAUUCCCAAUCGAAUACAAGAUCGAUUCUAACUCGUUCGAAACCACUCAAGACGUUGAAAUAAUUCAGAUUCUCCCCCCAAAACUGUCGAAAAAUCCAUCAAAGAAAAAAGGAAAAAAAUCAGUCAUUGAUGUUCCCUCAAAGAGUUCAACAAAUAUUUCGAUACCAUUGGAAUCCGAUGACAGGCCCUUGAACAUUGGACCCUUCACCCUACUCCAAAGAGAAGGAACAAUAGCUGUUGGACAAAUGACUGAAAUAACAAUCGAUUGUAACCCACAAGUUGAAGGAAAAUUAACUAAGAAUAUUUUCAUAAAGUGUUCUAAUUGCUCUGCUGAAGAUCAGAAUGGCCGCCAACUGAUUCUCACCUUAGACUCCUGCACGCCAAAAAUUAAUUUCGAUGACUUCUCGUCAAUUUUUCAUCACAGUUAUAUGGCAGAAACAGUCGAUGAUUUCACCUGCACUUACGAUAAUGCUUAUUCAAUUUUUUCAAAGCAAGACAAAACCCUCCAUUUUGAAAAAGUCAUUGUUUCGAGUCUCUAUAGAGUUGAGUUGAAGCUGUAUAAUCCAGGUUUGGUUCCAGCAGAAGUUAAAAUGACCCUUCGAUCAGAAGAAAUUGACGAAGAAACCAAUGUUUUCAACAUUGAACCUCGAAGAGAGACAAUUCCACCUAUGACCAGUCGGAUAUUUACAGUGUCUUUCACUCCAAUCCGCAUGUGCACUUAUUCCUGCAUCUUGGAAGCAGCAGUUGUGCUUCCAGAUCACCUGAAGUUCCAAAAGCUCUCAGUGAAAUUGAGUGGUGAUGGUUGUAUUCCAGAAAUAACCUUCAUAGAGCCCAACUACCUCUACAAACAGGGAACGAUAUCGUUGAAUUUUGGAAAAUGUCUGCUGGGACAAAUUCAGACUAAAAUCCUUGUCUUCAAAAAUACCGGAAAAGUCAAAGCCAAAGUUAUCGCGGAAAUCAUUGAUGAUAUUAACAGUCUGUACUAUCUAGAAGUUGGUGAUGCUGGUGGAGAUGUUCAUGGAGUCCAUCGUUUGAAGAAUAAUUUUGUAGAGAUUGUUUCCAACAGUGGAGACACUUCCAAGAUUUUGGUGCUCUUUGAAGCACGAGAAAUCGGUAUUUUCGACAGUCUUGUUCGAAUUUUCCUAAGCGAUAAUCCUUACGAAGUUACGAAUAUUAAUCUGAAAGCUGAGGGGUUCAUUGAGCCAGUAGUUAUUAAAGGUUUAACUUUAGUAGAUAAAUUAAAAAAUAAUACAAUUGGUAAUGAAGAUAAACUCGUGGUUUCUACUGAGAAAAAUGGAAAAUCUAAAAAGAAGAAAGGCAGUAUCACUCAAAAAAUGAAGAAAUCUUCCCCAGGGGCGGAAGCUGGUGUUGAAGAUCCAAAAGCUGUAACUUUGGCUUAUGAACUUGAUGCUGGCAUUUGCCCCUUCGAAGAAGAACGAGUUCUGGGAUUCGAAAUGGUGAACACUUGUGAAGAUAAAUGGUUCAGAUUCGAAUUUGACAGCCACAACAUAUUCCAUUUCAUUCCAUCAGUUGGUCAUCUGAAUCCUUUAGAAAAUAAGAAGAUUAUCAUGAAAUUUAGUAUUAGAGAACCAGUUGUGUAUGAACGAUUACCUUUGAAUUGUUUUGUCGAUGAAAUUCAACUGGCAGAAAUUGGUGAACAAUUUUUUGUCAGUUGGGAUGACCAACAGACAAAAACCGUCGUGGAGGAGGUUCCUCCUUCAAAUUCGGAAGAAAGUUAUGAAGAGAAUUGUACAACUUUGAAGGAAAUUAAUUACCCUGUGAGAGAACCUCGUUACGAACUGAUCUGCAAAGAGUCAGAAAUCAUUCAGCUAGUUGUCUCUGCUAUGGCCGCUUGGACUACUUAUUACUGUCCAGUGGAGGAAAUCAAUUUCGAUGACACUUUCAUACUUGAGCCAAAUUCUGACGGUUCGCAAAAUUCCCUCGGUUUAUUUGCGGAAUUCAAUAACGAAAACAAGACUGAGGAUUCCAGAACGGAUGCCAGUAUCGAACAGGACUUCCCGAUACUGUCAAGAUGUUUCAAAAUUCUCCCUGAGACAGGAGUAAUAUUUCCAAAUGAAACAACGGAGUUUCGUCUCACGUUUUCACCUGAAGAAAAAAGACAAUACAAUGCAAUUCUUAUCUGCGAGAUUGCCUGUCUCAAUCCACAAACUCGUCAGUUGAAAAUCCCAAUUAGCGGAAAAGCUCUUCUCCCACACUGUCACUUUGACAUUCCCGAAUUCAGUGAUGACUAUUUGAAAACGGUAACAAAUAUCGAGAAUUUACUAGAGACUAUGAAAAUAAUUGAAUUCAGGAUCAUUGGAGUUGGAGGGCAUCACACAAAGCAAUUUAAUUUGAUCAAUCCAUCUGAUAAUUCUUAUAAAUUCUCUUGGAAGGAGAAAACAUUGAGAAUAAUUGUAAAUGGUCAAGAAUUCCCGUAUUUUUGUUGUGAAAGGACCAAAGGAAUUGCAACGAUGAGAGAAAAGACGGAAAUGACAUUCUCAUUUUUUGCUAAAGAUGUCGGGACUUUUGAGUCUUUAUGGGAAUUUUGUAUCGAUGAAUUUGAAGUGAAAGUGCCUUUCUUGUUGGUGGGAGUCGUCACAGAGCCCCGAAUCAUAUGCUGCCCAUCAAGAGUACAGUUCAAACCGACGGUCAUAAGGACUAUAGUUGAAGAGUCUGUUGUGUUAACGAAUUACGAGGAUAAUUCACUGGACUUUUCUGUGGUCAGAAAUUCGUUGUUUUCUGAUGGCGGAUUACAACGAUUAUUUGUGGAACCGAUGACUGGAAUUUUAGUGCCGAAGAAUGGAACAUUAUUAACCAUUAAAUUUAAAUCGGCAAUAGUGGGUAAUUUUGAUUUUUCCCUGGGAAUUCAAGUUGAGAAGAUGAGAGAACCAUUAUGUAUUCUCAUUGCUGCACGAGUAUGUGAAGUUAUACCUCGUCUAAUUUAUAUCGGUGUUCAUAACGAGACAAUGGAACUUCAAUCGAAUUAUGAAAAUACCAUAGACUUGGGAAAAAUGAUGAUUAAGAAACCGAUAAUUGUUAAUUUUGAAUUAUGGAACAUGGGAGAACUACCGUUUCAGUACCAGUGGAAUUUAAGAAUGGACUCUACAAUAAUUAAUAAAAAUAUGUUUGAGAUAAAAAUCAACGCCCCCGAGGGAGAGGUUCAGAGCACAAAAACUGUCAGAAGUUGUCUAAGUGUUGUGGCACUAAAAAAAAUGAAUUUGACGAACCAUCGAUUGACUAUGAAGAUAAUAAAUGGUCCAAUAUUUACGGUAUUAUUGAACGCCUCAGCAAAAGUUCCUCCCGUAAAAUUCAGCUUUACGCAAUAUGACUUUGGAGCAUGCUAUAUCCGAGAUCAAUCACAGCCCUAUGAAGUCCUUCUAAGGAUUUCAAAUGAAGAGGAAAAUCCUGCCCUAGUCGAAGUUAAAGCAGAAAAUUUACAGAAUUUCCUAAUCAAUAGUGAUCCGCUUUCUCAAGCAAUUUCUACUCGAACUCCCGUGUCAGUCCCUAUUUAUUUUCUACCUGCAGAAGAGCAGAAAUAUGAGGGACAUUUAAUAUUUAUCAUCAACUCAACGAUUACUAAGAGAAUAACAGUGAGGGGCGAAGGAAUCUGUCCUAAAGAAAUAACAAGAUCGAUGUGAAUGCUGGAGGAAGACGGAGUUAUCAGGCUGUCUUUCAUUGCUUUAAUGAAUCGGAGCUAAACUUCAGAGUAUCGUUUACAAACUCAGAAAGUGAGUACCAAUUUUAUGAAGUUGAGUAUAAAGUAACGAAGCCUGAAAUUC